AUGGACGAUGACAUCGACAUUUUGGCGGACUUGGUUGACGAGGAUCUAGAUGAACUGGAGAAUGACCUGGCAUCCGCCCCCUCGCCUGAGAAACCGAUUUCGAGUCCCCAGAACCCAGAGGUCCGCUUAUCUGUCGCAGCAGCCGAGGAGGAAUCCGAGACCCUCAGGGUCGAAAUCCCGCGACAGCCAGAUGAGCAGCAGGAAGCGGAACUCCCGCAGGAGAAAAAUGUUCAGUCUCCGAAAACCUCGGAGGGUUUCCUGGAGCGAGAAAAUGAUGCUUCUUCUCUGGCUUCAGCCUCCAAACCUUCUCGAGAGCAAGCGGCACAAAAUGGAGAUGAUGAGCUCAAUUCUCAGUCGCAAGGGCUGGAUGGACAUACGGGACUCACAGACUGCUCAUCAGACGAUGAUGAUUAUCUCAACUCGACGGGGAAACAGGUCAACGACAUACUGAGGAGAAAAGAACUCGAGAAGAGGAAACGCGAGAACCCGUUCAAGCCGGCGAUGAGUGCAAAGGAACAAGAAGGCUGGACAAAGAUCAAAGCAGCCGGAUGCUCCGAGAAAAAGGUGGAGGUUCAAACCGAUCCUUUCUCUGGGAUACGUGUGAGGAACCCUGUGAUAUCGUCCGAUGCUCUCGGCAUAAAAAUGAGCGGGCGGAAAAUGAUCAAGAUUUCGACAGUUGCGUCUUAUUUGCAACGAAUGAAGAACCAGGAUGAAGAUUGGGUGACGAUUGGCGUUGUGGUCGGAAGAAGUGAUCCGAAAUCUUCCUCGAAGAGCGGGAAGCUCUUCUCUAUAAUCAAACUCGGUGAUUUGAAGAAUCUCGAGACGGCCGUGCAACUUUUCCUGUUCGGCGAUGUUCAUAUCGAAUUGUGGCAAAAGCUACGCGAAGGGCGUGUGAUCGGACUUUUGAAUCCGAAAGCCCUCCCCCACAGAGAGGGAUCCCAGGAUACAGCCAUCACCAUCGAUUAUUCCGGCAAACUUCUGGAAAUCGGCGAUGCUCAGGAUUUCGCUACUUGCCAGGGACGAGCGAAGAGCGGCCAGAAGUGCAGGAACGUUGUGAAUAAAUCUCAAUGUGCAUUCUGCGUUUACCACGUGAAGGCGGAGUUCAACAAAAUGAGUACCUUGAGACCGGAGAUCCAAUCGAGUUACUCCGGAGCAGAUCCGAAUCGACUCAAAAAAGCUGUUUUCGAGGCAACCGGGGGAGUUUAUGGCGUCCCGAAAGGGAUGACUACGGCGGAGAGCCGAGCAUCGAUGCGGCCCCGAGGCUCAACGAACGCUGAGCGGAAGCAGAAAGAGACCCUCAUACUGCAAAGUUUGUCACUCAAGCGCAAAGCCGACGCAGAACUGGAAAACUUGAUGGCGAGAAAGAAAUCUGGAGCAACCCAGCAGCCGAGAGACCCCACGGCUGAGUUCAUGGAAGAGCGUCUCAAAUAUCAAGGACCAGGAGCACGCUGCAUGCGGCUGGCUUUGGGCAAAGAAGAAACGCCCUCUCACGUCCAAAAGCAACAAAAUGGUGUCAUCACGUCUAAGGUGUUCAGUCCCGGUGAUAUGCUGCGACAACAUGCGGCUAGACAAAAACUCCUGGCGCGAACGCCGGUUCUCAGUGGUCGUCCCGGAGCAAUGAUCGAUCUCCUGUCUCCGACCCGAUCUCCGAAAACAAGCAGGGUGAGAGCGGAAAAAGCGCUCGAUGUCUUGAAGAAGAAAGGAGUCACACUGACCGGGGAGGACCCGAACGCGGUUCGCAAAGCCGUUGACAAGGAAAAAAUUCUGAAAAAAAUCGAGUCGACUCCUCCAGCGUCCAGCAAAAAAGACACAAAUGAGAAUGAAGCGCAUGCUGCCGUCACUCCAAAGUCCAAGAAACGGAUGGUGCUGGGCCGAGAAGUGGAUGACGACGAUGUCAAAAAAUUGUUGUCAACCAAGUCCAAUCACCAGCACGAAAUCGAUCAGGCCGAGGACGAGGCAAAAGCUGCUUAUUUUGCGAAGCUCGAAAAGAAGGAAGCUCUGGAGCAGAAAAUGUGCUCCAUUAUGUCCGUGAAGGUCAAGGUGGUGUCGUGCUCCGUCUGUAAUUACACGGCUGUCACCGCGUCGGAACUGUGCCGGAAAGAAGGUCAUCCAACGAAGACGCACGACGCUACGAAGAGGUUCUUCCAGUGCCAAGAUUGUAAAAACCGCACCGUUAGCUUCAGCAAGUUACCUUCGAAACCAUGCCGACGAUGCGGUGGGUCGAGUUGGAACCGCGUGGCGAUGUGGUCUGAACGAGAAGGACCCAAGAUGGAUUAUGAAAUUUUGAAAGUCCGUGGUGAAGAGAAGAAAUUCAUAGAUAGCAUCUAG
Molecule: messenger RNA, 2328 nt
Organism: Galendromus occidentalis (western predatory mite)
Lineage: Eukaryota; Metazoa; Arthropoda; Arachnida; Mesostigmata; Phytoseiidae
Gene: Mcm10
Product: minichromosome maintenance 10 homolog
Exons: 18
Coding region: 1-2328 (775 amino acids)
Biological process (GO): DNA replication initiation; DNA replication
Cellular component (GO): nuclear replication fork; nucleus
Molecular function (GO): single-stranded DNA binding; DNA replication origin binding
Source: RefSeq, a predicted model, not a curated record